GUGAAUACUGAAAUGAAUCUAACAUAUAUAACUUUUGGUGGUCAUGUGGAAGUAGAGAAAUACAGAUAUCUUUAUUUUGUGAUCAUGUUUACAGUAUAUAUUCUGAUAAUCUGCAGCAAUUCCACUAUUGUGUGGAUUAUCAUGAUUCACAAAAACCUUCAUGAGCCUAUGUACAUUUUCAUUGCUGCUUUGUUACUGAACUCUGUUCUUUUGAGCACUGUGAUCUACCCAAAGCUUUUGAUUGACUUUUUAUCUGAAAAACAGAUCAUUUUACAUCAAGCCUGUCUCUUUCAAGUAUUUCUGUUUUAUGUUUUAAGCGGUUCAGAAUUCUUACUGCUGACAGCAAUGGCUUAUGACAGAUAUGUGUCUAUAUGUAAACCUCUGCAAUAUCCAACUAUCAUGAGAAGAACAACAGUCAAUAUUUUCCUGGUUUUGGCCUGGUUUCUACCUGCUGUUCAGGUUGCAGUUCCAAUAGUAAGAAAUGCAAUUACACCACUCUGUAACUUUAUUUUGAAAGGUAUUUUUUGUAACAAUUCAGUCAACCAUCUUUAUUGUGUGACUUCAAGUGCACUAUCUGUAUAUGGUUUGAUUGUUCUAUUUAAUGGUGCAAUUUUUCCUAUGCUUUUCAUACUUUUUACAUACACAAAGAUCAUUAUAGUUGCUUAUCAGAGUUGCGGAAAUGUAAAGAAAAAGGCUCUACAAACCUGUUUGCCUCAUGUGCUAGUUCUAAUUAACUAUUCUUGUUUGCUUACAUAUGAUAUGGUCAUGGUUAGACUGGAGUCAGAGUUUCCAAAAACUGCACGCUUUGUAAUGACAUUGCAGUUUGUAACAUAUAAUCCUCUCUGCAAUCCAAUCAUAUAUGGACUAAAAAUGAAAGAAAUUUCUAAAAAACUCAAAUCAUUGUUCUGUUGUUUGACAUAA
Molecule: messenger RNA, 921 nt
Organism: Archocentrus centrarchus (flier cichlid)
Lineage: Eukaryota; Metazoa; Chordata; Actinopteri; Cichliformes; Cichlidae
Product: olfactory receptor 10AG1-like
Exons: 1
Coding region: 13-921 (302 amino acids)
Biological process (GO): detection of chemical stimulus involved in sensory perception of smell; G protein-coupled receptor signaling pathway
Cellular component (GO): membrane
Molecular function (GO): G protein-coupled receptor activity; odorant binding; olfactory receptor activity
Source: RefSeq, a predicted model, not a curated record